This is a messenger RNA of Fusarium coffeatum, 1155 nucleotides long. RefSeq lists its product as uncharacterized. The record is from RefSeq and is a predicted model, not a curated record. The coding region runs from base 1 to 1155 and encodes 384 amino acids. Gene Ontology annotation, cellular component: Set1C/COMPASS complex. The transcript is spliced from 3 exons. Gene Ontology annotation, molecular function: chromatin binding; protein binding. NCBI's taxonomy places the organism in Eukaryota, Fungi, Ascomycota, Sordariomycetes, Hypocreales, Nectriaceae.
AUGUCUUCGACGCCCAUGGAUAUCGAUCGCUCUAAUACGCCAAAUGGUGCCUCACUUAACAUUCACCGCACCAUUGGCACUACUGCUUCCGUCUCAAAUCUGUCCGAUGUCAUAGGCAAUUUUCGGCCAACCAAGCUGUUCCGCCGCGAUGACGUUAAAGACAACCGCCCGCAGCCUCAUGUGCUGUCCUUAGACUACGACGACGAAGGCGAGUACGUUAUGGCCUCAGCCAGUGACGAAACGAUACAGAUCUACCAUGUCAAAGAAGGCCGCCACGAUAAGAGCUUGAUCAGUAAAAAAUACGGUGUCAAGCUUGCCAAGUUUACCCAUACAAAUUCGAGUAUCAUCUACGCCAGUACAAAACAAAACGACGCUAUCCGUUAUCUCGCUACACAUGACAACUCCUUCAUCCGGUACUUUGAUGGUCAUGAGGGGCCUGUAACAUCACUGGCUGUCCAUCCUGGGAGCGACAAUUUUAUCUCGUGCUCCCAGGACAACACUGUGCUUCUUUGGGACACACAGACCAAAAACUACCAAGGCAAACUUUUCCUUCGAUCGCCCUAUCUCGCUGCGUACGAUCCUUCAGGGACCGUGUUUGCAGUGGCCUGUAUCAGUAGUGGCACUGUCCUACUCUAUGAUGCACGAAACUACGACAAGGCUCCUUUUGCGACGGUUGAUAUUGUGGACCAGUGUAGGAAGGUAGACUCACAAUGCUUGAACAAGGCGUGGACAAAACUCGAGUUCUCCAAUGACGGCAAAUCAUUACUAGUUGGGACUCGUGGUAAUGGCCAUUUCCUCCUUGAUGCCUUUGAGGGCACGCUGAAGGCAUAUCUCCGCAAACCAAACGGCGGGACCCGGCGAUUGGCACUCGGAGAGACGGCACAGGCUAGUGGUGCAUCAUCAGACGCAUCCAAUGUUGAGAGCAGCGGCGAGUGCUGUUUUGCUCCCGACGGUCGUUAUGUCCUUAGCGGAUCCAAGAAGGAUGUCUUGGUCUGGGAUACCAUGGCCGCUCCUGACGAUAACAAAGUGCUGGAACCAAGCUGGACGCUGCCUGAUAAGAGAGAGGCUGCUGUCCUAGCUUUCAACCCACGGUACAAUUUCUUCGCCACGGCUGACCAGGAGCUCUUAUUUUGGCUACCCGAUCCUCAUGCGUAG